Molecule: messenger RNA, 333 nt
Organism: Durusdinium trenchii
Lineage: Eukaryota; Dinophyceae; Suessiales; Symbiodiniaceae
Source: the annotation of a GenBank genome assembly
AUGCGUGUUGCAACUACGACGUGGUUGUUCUUUCUUUGCAUCUCGAUGACAUUUGCCGUCCGUUUUGUGUCAGAUGAUGCGGACACAUCUGAGAAAUCUCUUGACGAAAAGAAGCGUGACGACAAGAAGUAUCCUCCUUGUGACUUUCGCUAUGCUAAUUGGGCAGACAAUCCACGUAUGACCAAACGGUGCAAGAGCAAAUAUUUCAACCAAUAUGCGUGCAAGAACACUGUUGGGUGCAAGUGGUUCGGAGAAGACUGUGAUUGGGACUGCAGAGAUUGGCAGCGCCGCCACAAGUACUGGAAGGGCUAUGUGGGUCAGAUGCUGAGCUGA